Messenger RNA from Camelus dromedarius (Arabian camel), 3803 nucleotides. Its product is annotated as retinitis pigmentosa 9 protein. NCBI's taxonomy places the organism in Eukaryota, Metazoa, Chordata, Mammalia, Artiodactyla, Camelidae. The record is from RefSeq and is a predicted model, not a curated record. Gene Ontology annotation, biological process: RNA splicing. The transcript has 6 exons. The coding region runs from base 36 to 701 and encodes 221 amino acids.
CGCCAGCUUCGCGGGGCCGCCGCAGCCGCGCCGCGAUGUCGUCCCGGCCAGGGCGCGACGACGCGGGCGCCCGGGGCGCGCGGCGGCCGCGGGAGCCGCCAGAGCAGGAGCUGCAGCGGCGCCGGGAGCAGAAGCGGCGGCGGCACGACGCGCAGCAGCUGCAGGAGCUCAAGCACCUAGAGUCCUUUUAUGAAAAACCUCCUCCUGGGCUUAUCAAGGAAGAUGAGACUAAGCCAGAAGACUGUAUACCAGAUGUCCCAGGCAAUGAACAUGCCAGGGAGUUUCUGGCCCACGCACCAACUAAAGGACUUUGGAUGCCACUGGGGAAAGAAGUCAAAGUCAUGCAGUGUUGGCGCUGUAAACGAUACGGUCAUCGAACCGGCGACAAAGAAUGCCCCUUUUUUAUCAAAGGCAACCAAAAGCUAGAGCAGUUCAGAGUAGCACAUGAAGAUCCCAUGUAUGACAUCAUACGAGAGAAUAAAAGACAUGAAAAGGAUGUAAGGAUACAACAGUUAAAACAGUUACUGGAGGAUUCAACCUCAGAUGAAGAUGAGAGCAGCUCCAGUUCUUCAGAAUGUAAAGAGAAACACAAGAAAAAGAAGAAGAAAGAAAAGCAUAAGAAGAAGAAGAAAGAAAAAAAGAAGAAGAAAAAACGAAAGCAUAAGUCUUCCAAGUCAAGUGAGAGUUCAGACUCAGAAUGACAAGAAGUUGACUUGUUCAGCAUUCUCUUCUCAAAAAUCAAACACUGUGGCCAAAGAUCAGAGGAAUGUGGGAGAGUCACCAAGAGAGGAGGAGAUUUGGUGUCACAGGUGCGAAUUCUCACCUACCUUCCAGUAAAGGUGUGACCCAGAGGAGAGAGGGUUGUAUCUUGCCAGGUGCUAGCUCUGGGCAGCUGCUGAUUUCAGGCCGGAAAGCUUUUGUCCCUGCUGAUCACUGUGGUUUGUGAUCCCUUAGAAAUGCCUCCGGCAGGGUGUCCAGACUAAGGGAAUCUCUGAGGAAGCUCCUCCAGGUGCUGCCACAGCUUUCACCCUCCUUGGUGGGGCUACUUACUGCCCAUAGACUUCAGGCUUAACUUUCCUCUUGUUGAGGAUAAUAAAAGCUCAUUAUUUUAUUUAUUAAAAAAAUUCAUUUAUUUUUGAAUCAUGAUAAUAUAUUACACUGUCCCAAUUUAAAAGGUAUAUAAGGUUUAAUCAUGGAAAACCUCUUCCCCAGCUACUCAGUUCCCUUUCCCAGUGGCUACCAAUUUUACCACUUUCUUGUGAAAUCCUCUGGAAUUAUUUUAUGUGUCACAAGCAAAUUUUUUUUCUGUCUUAACAGAAAUGCUAGCAAUUUAUACACAUUUGUCUGCAUUGUUUCUUUCAUUUUUUAAUUCAACAGUGUAAAGCAUGUUGGUCUUUGCUGCACACAGAAGUCCUGAUUCAUAAACCCCUGGCAUGUUUGGUGAAGUUUUUUGGAGGGAAGGGAUCUCUUACAAUAAGAAGAAAAAACCAUGUGUUUAACUCCCUUCACACUUACUACCAUUGUCCCAUGAUUAUUAUUAUUCCCCAAAUAAUUGAUUUAGAAAAAUUAUAAAGAUGUAGAGGUUAUGUAGUGGGUCAGCUGCCCACAUCCCAAAUUAAUAUCCCCAUCCUGUUGGCUAAGCGCAGACCACUUGAGAACUUCCGGCUUUGGCAGUGCUGCAGCUGAAGCAGCUCAGCACGUUGGAAUGGUGCCUGCCGCUGGGGGAGGGUGUCUGUUCUUUGCUGAGCUAAAGUGGAGCCAGAUCUUGCUCAAGAAUGUCCUUCCCUCUCCACCAGGGUGUGUUGCUGCUUUCAUCACUCAAGGUCCCAGGAACCCAUUGUUCCCUCUUCCUGCCCUUUUUCCUGGGGGUGGGAUUCCCCCCUUCUUUAAAGGAUAACCGAUGCAGGCCAGGCUGACUCCUCCAGCUCUCUUCAGUAACUACCCCUAGUCUUGGCACUGGAAAGUUUAUCUCAGUAAAAACAAUUGGAUGGAAUGGCCUAAGACUUGUUGUUUCUGAAAACCCUAAGGCCAGUAUCCUUACACUUAUCCUUGGCAUUUCUAGCUCAGCAUGCAGCAGAAAAUUCUCCUUCCAGGAGUUUUCUUUCUUCUGCUGGAAUCCCAUUCAUGAUAAACAUAUUCUGUUACAAAAUGGAAGAAUGAUAUAAAUGAUUCUCAAGCUUAUGGGGCAUCAAAAUCCCCUGCAGUACUUGUUAAAACAGAGCCCUGUGCCCUACUCCUAGUUGCAGAAAUUCUGAUUUGCUAAGUCUGUGAUAGCCUGGGGUAUCUGCAUUUCUAACAAGUUCCUAAAUGAUGCUAAUGGUGUUGGUUGCAGGGCGGUGGGGGUGGGGUCAGAUUUGAAAAACCACUUAUCUAAAUUUUAACCUCUUAGGAAAGCCUUCCUCCACUUUCUGCUUUGACCGGAAUCUCGCCGCCCACUGCAGCCCCUGCAGGUUAAUUCCUGUCUCUUCUCCCUCACUCCAGGUUUCUCUGUCUUCUGUUUCUGGGCCACAUUCUGUGGUCCAUCACUUCAGCCUGUUACCUCCCUUGACCUGCGGUUCUUCUGUCCAGCUUACCCCAAAGAACCUCAAACCAAACUCUUCGUCCUCUGCUUUAAUCCCCAGACUGCUGAGCCCAUAAAGCUGAUCAAUCAAAUUUCUUCCUCCUAAAACCUCUCCCAUCAGACUCACUACUCUCCACUCCUAUUUGGGAAGGCAAAAGAAGCCACCAGACCUUCCUUUACCAAGGUAUCCUAUCAGCCUGUCACCAUGGUUGUGAUAGGCACAGCUGAAAUGGCCUCCAAGGCUUCCUGCCCAAACCUGUAGAACUGUUAUGUUAAGGGAUUUUACUCCCAUGAUGAGGUUGUGUUACAAGGCAGUUUCACCUUUUUAAAGGGUGACUAUUUGGGUGAUCAGAAUUUUAAAACCAGAGGUUUUUUUUCCUAGCGAGUAGCAAAAAGGAAAGUCAGAUUCCAAGCCUGAGAAAGACUUGAUGUGCUGCUGGUGGCCCUGUUUUAAAAUGAAGGGGCCAGAUGGCAAAAAAUAUGGCAGCUUCUAAGAGGUAAAAGCAGUUGCUAUCUGACAGCCAGCAAGGAAGUGGCAUCUCAGUGCUGCACUCACAAGGAACUCAAUUCCACUAACGUUUGCAAUGACUUUGGACAUGUAUUCUUCUCCGGAGCCUUCAGGUCACAGCCUUUGCUUGCCCACACCUUAUUUUGGCAUUGUGACGUGCAAAACAGAGAACCCAGUCUAGUCUAUCCAGAUUUCUGACCUACAGACCUGUGAGAUAAUAAAUGGGUGUUUUUAUUUUUAACUUUUUAGAAAAUCAUAAACUUUUUUACCCCAGUUUUAGGUUCAUGACAGAUAAUUGAGCUGAAAAUACAGAGAUUUCCCAUAUAUGCACUGUGUACCACAGUGGGACACUGAUCACAGUCGUUAUCCCAUGCUGGCACUUCAGUCAGUUGUGACUGCAUCUGCCCGUCUCUCCAGUUGUUGGGUCAGUGGUUUGCCCUGUGACCUCAGUUUUCUCACAGAUGUAAGAUUGAUUAGUUUGUUCAGCUUUUUACUUGUUAGGACAGAGUGAACACAUCUGACCUUUUUACAUGCCAAACCAGAAACCAGAAGUUGAAGAAUAUUGUUUUGAGCCCCUACAUUUGUGAUCAUUAACGACUGCUCACAUGUCUGGAAGAUUCUUGAGGGCAGAGACCAUCUUGUUUCGUGUUGUAUUCUUAACCUAACACAGUGUGUCACGCACAGUGGUGUUCAGUGGGAAUUUAUUAAAAGUGUGGUUAUGUUUUCCAGUUGGAA